Vanessa atalanta (red admiral) is the source of this 5398-nucleotide messenger RNA. RefSeq names its product complexin (gene cpx). Gene Ontology annotation, biological process: neurotransmitter transport; synaptic vesicle exocytosis; regulation of neurotransmitter secretion. NCBI's taxonomy places the organism in Eukaryota, Metazoa, Arthropoda, Insecta, Lepidoptera, Nymphalidae. The record is from RefSeq and is a predicted model, not a curated record. The transcript has 7 exons. Gene Ontology annotation, cellular component: terminal bouton; SNARE complex. Gene Ontology annotation, molecular function: syntaxin binding. Bases 256 to 681 code for a protein of 141 amino acids.
GGCGCCCGGCCUCCGGACGGGUGACACGUUAGUGUGGGCUAAUGUCUCCGCGCUUCUCGAACUAACCUAACCAGUCGACCGCGUCUCCCACUAACACUCCACACCUUUCUCUGCUCCCGAUUUUUCUGCCGGAUUCACAUUUACUUUCAAGGUAAUUUGCAGUAACAUUAGAAGCUAGUAUUGGGAGAGUAAAAGAUAUCUGAAUUUCCAACACCGAAGAUCACCAGUAUAACCAGUAGAAGCGAAUAAAACAAGAUGGCGGCGUUCGUGGCCAAGCAAAUGGUGGGGAACAAACUCAGCGCCGUAAAAGGCGCGGUUGGUGGUGAUGGCGAUGACAGCGACGAUAAGGAGAAGGAAGAAGAAGCGGAACGCGAACGUCAGGAAGCGAUCCGUGAGGCUGAGGAGAGACGCAAGGAGAAGCACCGCAAGAUGGAGGAAGAGAGAGAGAAGAUGAGACAGGAGAUCAGGGACAAGUACAAAAUUCCCAAGAAGGAGGAGAUUGCAGAGCAGCAGCAACAGGAGCCUGACAAUCCUCUUAUGAGGAAGAAGAAGACUCCUGAGGAACUGGCGGCUGAGGCGGAGCUUGAGGACCAGGAUGAGUUCACUAAAUUGAAAAACACCAUCGAGACGCAGGUGAACGAACUCAAGUCGCAGAUCGAGAGUAAGUGUGUGAUGCAGUGAGCAGGACGUCGCGACCCGCACUCUAUUAUAUUAACCGAAUACAUGAUGUAGCUGUGCUAAACCAUUGUUGCAGUGUCCCACCCGAUCACCCCUCGUCCCGACCGCAAACCCAUUUCAGGAAUCAUUCGCGCUCAAAUAUUUGUGUAGGAAAGAUUCGAAUUCUAAAUUAUUUCGGAACCUAGUUGGCUAGUGGCGCGUUGGUGCUUGAUAAUGAGCAAUAAUAUUUUUAUACAUUCAUAAAACGUGAUGAGCGACCAUCGAUACAACCGAGAGUGUAGGAAAAGGAUCGAGCCUCGUAACGUUAGGUCAAAAAGUCAUCGUACAUUCCGAACGGCACGCAGCGAACUCGUACGCGGGAACGAACCUGUUUAAUACGUUGACGCUUGUGAUAUAUUGUUAUUUAAGUGUAAAGUGAAAAAGUAAAUUUUUAAAUACAACUAGAACGGUGUAAUAUUUAUAAAGGAAGGGAAUAAAACGUAAUUUAAGAAGUUAGCACGCGUGUAGUCGGCUCAAUCUCCAGCUACUCAUUCUCUCGGCUCCUCUUCGGAAUUCGGACUUACAUUAAAAUAACAGUGUAUUCGGUCUUAUGAAAAUUUGUUUUCAUCCAAAUUCCACUCGGCUUGUGUACCUUGUUGUAAUGGCUUGCGCUCUGCUCACUCUUCGGAUCUUCAACUUUUGCCUCGAAAUCUUUUGCAUGCGUGCUUAUGCAGUGUAUCGAUAUCGUAUCAGUGUAUUUGUAUUUUGUUUAGAUGUAUAUACCUUUAAUCGACCUAGCCUUAAUGUCCACAUCGAAGAUAUAAUAGGUACAAUAUUGUUACUGGCACGGCGACGACGCCGCUGUUCUUGCAUGUUUAAUAUAAGAUCGAUGUUCGUUUAGAGUAAUAUAAUGUUGUAGAUUGACAAGACCUCUUGUUGUUUUACCGUUGAAUCAAGUUAGCGUAGUUGACGCGAUUCUUAAUGUUUUAUCGAUGUUUUAUGCUUAGGAUAAAGUAACAUUGUUUGAGCAAAAUUUUCGAGCGAUUAACGUUACGGCUUCGGUGGAUAUGUAAGCAGAACAGACGAAGCGCGCCCGAUCGGACGGCUCUCGUCCGAUCGGGCGCCGAUUCGACGAGUGAGGCGGAUGUUGAUGAUGUUACGUGCAAGGCUAAUGGUUCGAAUGUUUGUCUCGACAUAUUAAGCUGCAAAUGCAAAAGAUUUGUUAUCGUCAAAAGCUGUGAUAUAUAAAUAAAAUAAACUAAAGCUGUGCGCCGGACGCGGCCAGACCGCUCGCGUUACAUAGUCACUUUAGCUUCUUGGUAACUCUCUUUCAAUCUUUCACGGACUUCAGUCUCAUCUAUAAGAUCUUCGACUUCAUUCGGAUUAACGAUCGUCCACACUUUCUCGUAGUUUAAAAUAUUCUUCGUCGAUAGUUCUAUGAUAUCAGCACAUCAUGUAUUUUCAUCGUUAGUUUUAAAGUUAUUUUGAAAUAUUAUAUUAAACCUUGUAGCGAUCGCUUGAUAGUUCGUUUAUUUUAUAAGCAAAUUUUACCGAGAUGAAUAAUUAUAUAUAACAAUACAUAAUAUAAAUUGCGUAUUGAAAUCGUAUUUAACUAAUCGAUAUACAUCCUCACAGUGUAAAUACGACAGAUCAACAAUAAUUUCGGAACGUAUAUUUAGAACGCCGCUCUAUUUUACGGAUACGGUUCGACACAUCACAAAAUAUUUUCGUAGCUUGUUUCGAGACGUUACUUUGAGCACGCCUAGCUGCCAUAGUCUAUAAAGAUCGUCUGCGAUGGGACCUUCGACGUAAGGAAUUCGACCGUCCCGACUUCUCUACUCGGAAACUUCACAAUCUUGUAAUGUUAAGAUAUGACAUAAACUAUUCACAGUGUACGUGUGUGUUAGGCUAGGUUAAUCAUAUACUACUAUAGUUCUAUAUACGUGCAUGGCAGUUCUAGCUAAUCUGUUGUUCGUAGUAAAUAAACAAUAAUAAUGUUAAGAUAAUCUUGGACCUGUUUUGAUAUAAUUUUAAACAUGACCAAUAUUUUCUCUCAUCCCCCCACCCAUCACGUUCACGGCGCUCGUCUUUACCUACAUAGACCUAAUCCUAGAUUCUAUCUUCCUCUAUCGUAUUUCUAUCUAUCGUAGACUAACUUUACUCUUCGUUGUUGGCUCUCACGUAGUAAAUAGUUGUUUAGAUACGUUAUUUUCGUACGUAGCGAGGUUUAGGCGUAACUAAACGUUUAAUGUGAACCCGCUGAUUGUCACUAAAUUAAAAAUGAUGCUUGAUUAGUUAUCUUUGAUUGUAUCGUAAACGUCUGCAUGGGUGCGUGUCGUAACUGGCAGUGUGUCGUGUCGUUUUCUCUUGACUAGUGUUUUCCUCUCGAUAUAUGUAUAUUAAGAUGCUUUUUAAAUAUCUUAUUUGUAAGCUUUCGAUGUUUGGUGUAUAGUGUUACGGUUUCAACUGUAAUUAUAAAUAAUGUAUGUAGUAUAAACUCGUUGCUUGAAUGCAAAUAUUUUGAAGGAAUUUGGGUGAUAUCAAAUCAAUGUCACGAUUCGUUCUCCCCAUAUUGUUGAAAUUUAUUGUCAUUACGAUGUAAGAAUCGUCGAAGUGAUUGUUUAUUAUUUUUUUUACUAACAAUUAUAUUUAUUAUAUGAUAUAUAUUAAAUAAAAAUUCAGUAGCGUUUUGAAUUGAUAUCGUAAUUAUAAUUUUUUUAUCAUGGCAACAUUGUUUUCAUCUCGUAAUAAUUGUAAUGAAUUUACAAAGAGGUUUAUACAAGGUAGAUAUGUAGUUUAGUAAUAAUUGUAAAUUAUUUAAUAAAAAAAAAAAACAAUUUAUGAAUGCAUUAUCCAACAAAACUAGAAUAAUUUUAAGCUCUUUGACUGACCAAUUUCAGAAUUCUCGUUAAUAUCCGUUGAUCAAAAUUAAUCUUAUGACUAUCGCAUUCAGGGUAUUGUAAUUAUUAUUGUGUAUUUGUAUAAUAUCUAUCCUUUCAUUCUGAUCUUUUAGAAUCUAUGACUUUUUGGCCUGCGAUGGCAUUCAAAAUUUCAUACUUAAUCUUCGAUUAGGUAUUUAUUACGCCUUAGUUAACAAAUUGACUUGAAUAUUAGUAGAAUAGCGAAACUGAUAGGUCUGUUCAUAUGACGCAAUCGUAGCUAUGACAUACGGGAAUAUGCGUGUGUGUUCGUUAAAUGGUUGUGUAAAUUGUGCGUUAUUGGGCGACGUGUGUGCGGUAUUCGAAUGUGUGCGAGAUCUGCGUUCGUGUGAGUGAAUGAGUUUGAAUGAACGAAAUGAAAUUUUAUUUUUCAAAUCAUCUACUGAAUAUUUCGAGGCGAUUAAUAAUAUUGGAAUAUAUAUGUUACGCUUGCGUCAUAUCAAUGGGGACGGAUGUUUUUUUAUUUUUAAAAUUUUUAUUAUAUUUUAGCAAAUUGACACAGUUACAACUAUUAUAUACCUACAUUGUUAAACAUUUAUCAGAUAGCGUUAUAUAUGCACUAGGAAAUAGGACACACUCGAUGCGUUUGCUACUUUAAUAUCAUAUCAAAUAAGGUCUCAAUUUGUAUGACACUAAAAAAUUAAACUUCGAUUUUAAAAAAUUUAAUUAAUUUUAGUAGCAAAUGCAUCUUAUACCUGAUCCUACUACUACUGCAGACACCACAAAAUGAAGGCUUUGUUUAAACUAAACAAGAUAGAAAUAGGAUCAGGUGUGACGCAAAACCGGUACAAACGACAAUCUAGAGACAACGACACACCACACCAACACGAGCUUCGACACAGACGCCAGUAUUACACGUUUGUUAUAUUAUAUGUAUUUAGACUUUUCCGAAUUGUAUAGAGAUUAUUUUGUAUCAAAGAACUGACUUGAAGUGCCACAGACCAUGUUGUUGCGCUUGUUAUACAUAAUAAUUUAAACAACAUAUUUUCUAUAUUGUGCGUUGAAGUCUUAAAAGAUCGCAUUCGUUUCUUUGACGUUAACACGUUACUCAGAGUACGGUCGAGGAGAAUAAUCGUUAUCUCUUUCUAUCUAGCGGUUGUCUCUUUCUCGUAGAAACUUCUAGAACAAUGAUUUCCUUCCUCGACGGUGCUCCGUUUCAGCGAUCCGUUCGAAGAGAAUUGUAAUCGCCUACUAUAAGUACACAUUAGCGCGUUAGCUUUUAAUAUUAGUGACAUCUAGCGUUAAAAUUGCAAGUUUACCGAAAAUUAUUGGAAGUAACGCGUGAAGCGAAAAAAAAAAUUGUAAUGGCAAGAUCGCGAUCACUUUAAAGUGGACCGGGUCAUGUUGUAUUGUUAUUAUAAAGAAACGGUUGAAAGUUUAUCCAGGAUUACAUUUAACUUAGAAUUAUGGAGGAAAACGAAAAUGAGGUUAUUGUUGAAAAUGUUUUUAGGUAAAUAAAAUUCGAUUGAGCUUUCUUGAUACUUGUUGUUAUUAAUGAUUUACGUUCCGUUCGCUGGCCCCGGCUGUACAGAACUGCCGUUCAACAUUGGACUUUAUCUCGGAUGAUUAACGUUCUGUUCUCACUGUUUCUGUCACUUGUGUAGUCUCGUAAUGUUAGGCUUGUUUGCUAAAAAUUAUUUAUCGUCUUACUGUUGCGAAGCAUUGUUAAAUUUAUUUACUGGUCCUCAUUAGUUAUGUAUAAAAGUUUAGAGGUAGCCAUUUUCAUAUUAACUUUACUGUGAGUUUGAAAGUGGAUCGUCUACCAUGUUGUUAAAUAAUAAAUAAACUACAUUGUACCACCA